AUGCUGCCCCUAUUCACGCCGGACCCGGCCCUGACGUCAUUCCGCCUGUGGCCAAUCGCGUCGCCGCCUGGCCAGAAACGCCCAAUCAGGGCCCGGCUGCGCGGCCGCCGCGCUUCGGAAAGGCGGAAGCGGUGGGGCGGGGCCGUGGCGGGCGCCCCCGCGCACUUCGCGGCGCGGCGGCCCCGGGGCCUGCGGAUCCUGGGGGCGGGGCCUGUGAGCGUCCUGGAGCCGGUGCCUAGCAACGCCGGGGCGGGGCCUGUGAGCGUCCUGGAGCCGGUGCCUAGCAACGCCGGGGCGGGGCCUGUGAGCGUCCUGGAGCCGGUGCCUAGCAACGCCGGGGCGGGGCCUGUGAGCGUCCUGGAGCCGGUGCCUAGCAACGCCGGGGCGGAGCCUGUGAGUGUCCUGGAGCCGGUGCCUAGCAACGCCGGGGCGGGGCCGCAGUCCUCCGAAAGGGGCGAGAUGACCAACUCCGGCGAGAGCGCUCUGGAGCACUACCAGGCCAUCUUCCAGGCUGCCUCCCAGACCGUCCAGAAGCCGUGGGUGAUCCCGGUCCCGAAGGGGAACGUGCAGCGGGUCUUCGGGACCAGCCAGGUGUUCCGCGUGUCCAAGGAGACGAGACCAAAGGUGGACUUCUACGCCCUACGAGCCGAGGCCUACAUCCAGCUCUGUGACUUCUCAUCAGCUGCCCAGAACCUUCGAAGGGCCUACUCCGCCCAGCCGGAGAACGCCGUGUACCUGGAGCGGCUCACCUUCGUGCUGUACCUGCAGGGCCAGUGCCUGUAUGAGCAGUGUGAUUUUCUGGACGCCCUGAACAUCUUCUCCCAGGCCUCCGAGCUCCAGCCUGAGAAGCCCUGCUUCCGGUACCGAUGCAUGGCCUGUCUCCUGGCCCUCAAACGCCACCAUGACUGCCUGAACCUCGCCACCAAGGAGGUGCAGCAAGGCACCAGCAACGCCGACGUCUACGUCCUCCGGGCCAGGCUCUACAACUCCUUCCAGAAGCCCAGCCUGUGCUACCGGGACCUGCACAGCGCCUUGCUGUUGAAUCCGAAGCACGUGCAGGCCAAGCUGCUGCUCAAGACGAUGGUGGAGCAGGCCCAGCAGGCCCGCCAGGACGCCGGGAUCCUGGCCGUGCAGGGCAAGCUGCAGCACGCACUGCUGUGCAUCAGCUGUGCCAUCGAGAACAACCCCCUGGACCCCGGCUUCUUCCUCUUCCGGGGCACCAUGUACCGCCGGCUCGGGCAGUUUGAUGCGGCCGUGGAGGACUUCCUGAAGGCGCUGGACAUGGUGCCCAGCAGCCAGGAGGACGUCGUGCGGCAGGCGCAGCGCCAGCUGCUGCUGACCUACAACGACUUCGCGGUGCACUGCUACCUGCAGGGCGCCUACCAGGAGGGCGUGCUGCUGCUGAACAAGGCCCUGAAGGACGAGCAGCAGGAGAAGGGGCUCUACAUCAACCGCGGCGACUGCUUCUUCCAGCUGGGCAACCUGACCUUUGCUGAGGCCGACUACCAGCAGGCGCUGGCGCUGAGCCCCGAGGACGAGGGCGCCAACAUGCGCAUGGGGCUGCUGCAGGAGAAGCUGGGCUUCUGCGAGCAGCGGCGCAGGCAGUUCCAGAAGGCAGAGGACCACUUCUCGGCCGCCAUCCAGCACAACCCGCAGCAGGCCCAGUACUACCUGUACCGGGCCAAGAGCCGGCAGCUCCUGCAGGACGUCUUCGGAGCCCGCCAGGACCUCGCCACCGCCCUGCUCCUCAACCCCAAGCUGCCCAAGCUGGUCCCGAUGAUGACCAACCUCUUCCCGGGCAUGUCGAUCGAGGACGUCCUUGGCAGCCAGAUAGGCCACCUGGCCAAGAUGCAGCUGGAGCGCCUGGUGGAGAGCAGCCAGCAGCCCAGCAGCCUGCAGGGCGUCGUGGGGCUGCUCAGGGUGCGGGAACUGGAGCGGCAGAAGGCCCAGGCCUUGAGCCUCUCCUGGAUACGGGAGCAGUCUUUGGUGGAGACCGCGAAAGAGGCGAAGGCCGCCCCCGAGGACCUGAAGGUGGAGCCCACACGCACAGCGGAAGAGGCCAAGGGCCCCGAAGAGGAGAAGGCGACGGAGGAGAGAGCCGAGCCCACCACCCACAAAGUGCCAUCCAUGUCGGAAAGCUACGUGGGCCAGACCUCCUCCAGCUCCGUCUGGGGCUUCAGCACCGCGUCCACCUCGGAGACGGAGACGCCCACACUCCGCCGGGAGUACCAGAGCAGCUCCAGCACCGCCGUGGCCUCCGCUGAGUCAUCGGUGCUGAAGACCCAGUCCUCCGAGUCGGGCCAGGACCGGAAGGCCCAGAGCCUGAGCCCCAGCCCCGGAGGAACCAAGGCUGGCCAGGACGGGAGCUCCGGCACCGCCAUGGCCACCCAGGGCCAGGGCCGGAGCUCCAGCAAAACCAAGACCACCCAGGGCCAGGGCAGGAGCACCAGCAAAACCAAGACCACCCAGGGCCAGGGCAGGAGCACCAGGAAGGUCAAGGCCACCCAGGGCCAGGGCAGGAGCACCAGGAAGGUCAAGGCCACCCAGGGCCAGAGCGGGAGCGCCAGCAGGACAGAGGCCACCCAGGGCCAGGGCGAGAGCACCAGCAGGACAGAGGCCACCCAGGGCCAGGGCGAGAGCACCAGCAGGACGGAGGCCACCCAGGGCCAGGGCGAGAGCACCCAGCAUCCAAGGCGGAGAUUCAGAAGGGCCAAGGCUGCCCACGGCCGGAGCUGGAGACCCAUCACUGCCGAGGGCCAGGGCCGGGGACUGAUGCGCAGCUCCUGCAAGGCCGAGGCUUUCCAAGACCCCGGCCGGAGCUCCGGCGAGACCCAGGUCACUCGGGGCCAGGGCCGGCAGCCCAGCAGGACGGAGGCGGCCCUGAGCUGGAGUCCAAGCACAAGCUCGAGUUCCAGCAAGGCCAAGGUCACCGACCUCCGCAAAACCAAGACCACCGAGGGCCCCAGCCCACGCGAGGCUGGUCAGGAACCCAGCGUCACGCUGCUCCCCGAAAGGCCCAGUGACGCCCCCGAGGCUCACUGA
Molecule: messenger RNA, 3042 nt
Organism: Lepus europaeus (European hare)
Lineage: Eukaryota; Metazoa; Chordata; Mammalia; Lagomorpha; Leporidae
Gene: TTC16
Product: tetratricopeptide repeat domain 16
Exons: 14
Coding region: 1-3042 (1013 amino acids)
Molecular function (GO): protein binding
Source: RefSeq, a predicted model, not a curated record